AGCGCUGAGAGGAAUGAUGGCCGGAAGAGAGAAACCGGACGUCAGUGUUCUAAACUCCGAGCAGCAGGAGAAACUGCGACAGUUUAAGAUAAAGACAAGAAUCGACAACGAGAGGUAUCUGAGGUCCCAUCCAGAGGUGGAUGUGCUGAUAGGAGGCUUUUUAAGAGAUGUUCUUCACAAACGACCUGCUGAUGUCCGAGAGUUUGCUGCAGAUCACUUCACAAACCCAGAUCUUCAAGCUGCUGUUGUUUCUAAAAUGCAAGAAAACAGUGGCCUGGAGUGAGACCCCGUCUGCAGCUUCUCCUGGGGGUCUGAUUCUGUUAUGUUGAUGCACACUUCUGUGUUUCUUCACCUCCAUGCAGAGAAAAUCAGCCAG
Salarias fasciatus (jewelled blenny) is the source of this 376-nucleotide messenger RNA. RefSeq names its product regulatory subunit of type II PKA R-subunit domain containing 1 (gene riiad1). NCBI's taxonomy places the organism in Eukaryota, Metazoa, Chordata, Actinopteri, Blenniiformes, Blenniidae. The coding region runs from base 14 to 283 and encodes 89 amino acids. The transcript has 4 exons. The record is from RefSeq and is a predicted model, not a curated record.